GCUUGCGCAGAUCCACUGAGGAGUGGGAGGCGGGCAGAUCCGCACCUAGUGAACUGAGGUGUAGCGUCCAGAGAAUACUUGUACCUACCAAACCUGCUAAUUGGGAAGAAUAUGGAUUCUGAAAAUACAGAAGCGGAAAGUAUGAGACCUAAAAAUCUGGAAAUUGAGACACUUUCUUCAAUUUCUACUCUGGAAGCACUCUCUGAGCUAAUUAAUCCUGAAGAAGAGGAUGAUUUUGACUCUGGACAGUCAAAUUAUUCAUCUAGCGUUGGAGCCAUGGGCCCUGGGAAUAUUGGACCACCACAAAGAGAAGAGCCUAAAGUCAUCCCUCAAGCCAGUGAGGAAAGGGGCGGGGACAUCUGGAAUCCAGAAGAGGUUCCAGAAGGAGCAGAGCAUGAUGAUAUGUGGGACGUUAGAGAAAUCCCAGAAUUUGAGAUAGUAUUCCAACAGCAGGUGGGAACUGAGGAUGUAUUCCUGGCAUUUACAAGAAAGGACCCUUCAACAGCAUGUUGUCAGGAUCUAGUGGUUAAAAUUAAACUGCCAGAUACAAACCCUUCUGAUAUUGACAUUGAUAUCCAGGAAAUGUUCCUUGACCUUCGUACUCCUAAUAAGAAGCUGUUGAUAACCCUUCCCCAUCCUGUGGAAUGCAGCAGUGCUAAAGCAUCCUAUACCCGAGAGACUGAGACUCUCGAAGUCACUGCAACCAUGAAAAGAGAGUUGGAUGUUGUUAAUUUUUUCUGAAACUGCAUGAAUAAGAAGAAAUAGGGAUAAAGUGGCAUUAUUCACAAUUAAAAAAUUUUGAAAAAUUGG
Microcebus murinus (gray mouse lemur) is the source of this 810-nucleotide messenger RNA. It is a transcript of the gene DNAAF6, whose product is annotated as dynein axonemal assembly factor 6. The record is from RefSeq and is a predicted model, not a curated record. Gene Ontology annotation, biological process: axonemal dynein complex assembly; flagellated sperm motility. NCBI's taxonomy places the organism in Eukaryota, Metazoa, Chordata, Mammalia, Primates, Cheirogaleidae. Gene Ontology annotation, molecular function: dynein intermediate chain binding; protein-folding chaperone binding. Gene Ontology annotation, cellular component: cytoplasm.